AUGACUCGUGAAGAUGUACAGGAUUAUUUUAUAAAAAUUAUAUUGAUUGGUGAUUCUGGCGUUGGAAAAAGUACUUUAUUAUCACGUUUUUCCAGAAAUUCUGAAAAUGAAGUUGGAUUUGAUUUUGCAACACGAUAUUAUCGUGAUGCUAUUGAUGCUUUAUUAAUUUACGAUAUAAGUAAACGUUGUACGUAUGCAAAUAUUGAACGAUGGUUUAAAGAAUUACGUGAUCAUGCUGAUGCUAAUAUUAUUAUUAUGCUAAUUGGCAACAAAUCGGAUCUGCGACAUCUACGCUCAGUUUCUAAUGAUGAAGAAAAAGAAUUUGCAGAAAUAUAUCGUAUUGUUUCACAACGUCAAUUAACAACGAUAUCAUCUUCAACAUCUCCAAUUAAAAUAAAAAUAAAAUAUUACAUCGAUGAUAAAGAACCGGCAUAUUUAUUAGAAUUAUGUCAGACAUAUCCUGUUAAACUGAAAGAUUUUAAAACUGCGCUUGAUCGUGAUUGUAAUAAAUACAAAUUUUUCUUUAUGUCAUUAUAUGAUGAUCCAAUUGGAGAAGUUAGAAGAGAAAUAACUGAUAAUGAACAAUUAUUACCCUAUUAUCGUGGUAUAAUAGUAGCAUAUCUUGAAUCAAUUCAAGCAAAUAGUUUAAAACGAAAACAAAAUACCAGUGAUUACACGUUAUCAGUGCCAAUAGAAUAUAUUGAUGAAACUAAAUUAUGGAAUGAACAUGUUAUCAACAAAAAUAUUCAAUGUAAAAUUGUUAAUAAUGAUGAUAUUUUAGAACAAUUACGUCCCUUAGUGUUAGAAUUGAGAUGGUUAAAAUUUCAUAUGGAUUCAACUAGUAUCGAACUAAAACAACUAAAACAAAUGAGAAAAGAAAGAAAACAAAAAAAGGAAAAACACGACUUAGAAGUACCAUAUCAUCCCUAUUCGUUGCUGUUUUAUCAAGCAGCGAGUGCUGGUCAGAAUUCUAUAUCAUUUUUAAAAGAAGAUUUUAAUGAUUCAACGCGUGAAGAUAUAAGAUGUAUCGUUGGAGACGAAUUAUUUGUUGUUCCGCAAGAAAUAAAAUCACAUUAUCAUUGUAGAACAGAUAGGAAUCAUGAAGGAAUAGAUGGAAAUUGUGAGGCAUUUGGAAAGUUAUUAAAAUUAGUACUGAAAAGAUUAAAUGAAUCGAAUCAUAAAUGUUCGCGUUUAGACAAUAAAGAUGAAACACGUAUCUUAUGUACAUUCAUGAGUCGUAUACAUUGUGUUUGGUUUAUUGAUUUUAUAUGUAAAUUUGAGAAUGAUGAAUGGAACUUAUCCAAAUGUUUUGUUUAUCCACAGUUUCCUGUACCAGAUCAAGUGCCUAUCGGAGAAUUAUGUUCAUUAAAACUGAUUGAUCACAAUGAUUAUGGUGCAUUAGAACAUUUAUUGCCAACUUUACCAACAAUGGGAUUUAAAUUAUUAGUACAAUAUAUUGAAACAUUGUGUACAAGAUAUAAUAUAAAAAAAUGUGGCAUUACGUUUCUAUAUAAUAAUGGAAUUCAUAAAAUGAUAAAUGGUAAAAUCGAAAUUAUUGAACAAACAAGAAAAUCAAUUAUAUUGGUAGAAAAAGAUGAAGAUAAAAAACCAAGUGAAGCAUCAGCUACAGGUGAUAAUGGACAAAAUAGUAUUGGGUCAAUUAUUAAGAUAUCAAAAUAUCAAUUAAUCAGAAAUGAAAUGAAUGCUCAUAAAAUAUUAGAUGGACACCCACAUGUUCGUUCAAUGUUAAAUUUAGAAUCAUGGGGUGUAGUAACAGGAUGUGGUGCGAAUAUUUCAUUUAUAGAACUUAGUGGCUUUGGUAUUCCAUUAAAUAGUGGACAUUUAACAAGUAAUGAAAAUUUUGAAAAGUAUUUUACACAAACAAAAUUAGCUAUUGAACAUAUACAUAAACAAAAGUAUCUGCAUCGAGACAUAAAACCGACAAAUAUAAUUAUUAUUAAUGACAACUUAACAUUAAAUGAUUUUGAUGUAUCAUGUCGUAUGGAUGAUUAUGAAAAAAGAAAAAUUUCUGUUGGUGCAAGGAAAUAUUCAUCACCAUUACAUCAGAACGGUUCAUUAUAUAGAGAAGAGGAUGAUUAUUUAAGUUCAUUGUUAACAUUUAUUUCGUUUAGAUAUGAUUAUGAUGAUUAUUCGAAUGAGAACAAAAUAAAAGUAUUAAAUGAUACACUAAGAAGAACGUUUAUACCUGAUACUAUAAAAGACGAAAUAAGAAUAAUACUGAAUAUUAAAUAA
Didymodactylos carnosus is the source of this 2253-nucleotide messenger RNA. Lineage: Eukaryota; Metazoa; Rotifera; Eurotatoria; Philodinida; Philodinidae. The record is from the annotation of a GenBank genome assembly.